Molecule: messenger RNA, 3305 nt
Organism: Benincasa hispida (wax gourd)
Lineage: Eukaryota; Viridiplantae; Streptophyta; Magnoliopsida; Cucurbitales; Cucurbitaceae
Source: RefSeq, a predicted model, not a curated record
AUAUCCUAAAGUCUCUCUCAAGCAAUCCUUGCUUCUAUCAGAGUUCAGCUCAAUUUAGUUCUUCCAUCAGAAAUGGCGGACGCUAAUUGAUUGAAGCCUCGCAAAUUCUCGGUGUCUCGUUGUUGAUUGUGUUUUUGGGCGUUGAACUUCUCGCUCGAUUGCAUUUGUUGAGAAUUUCUCUAUGGUUAUGGUGGCAGUGUCACUCGGUGGCUGUACGUUCUUCAUUUUUUCUUAGUGGUUAUUUUUACGGCGGUUCCGGUUGAGUUAGCUGUGUUUUUCAACGACGAGGAAGUUAGAUGGCGGUGCGAAGUGCCUUGAUUCAUCACUUGAUGAGUUUGACUCUGACGAUUCAUCUAUUGGCUGUCUCCGGCGAGUUUUUCAAGCCUUUUAAUGUGAGCUACGAUCAUAGGGCUCUGAUCAUUGAUGGAAAGCGCCGCAUGCUUAUUUCUGCCGGUGUUCAUUAUCCUCGCGCUACUCCAGAGAUGUGGCCUGGUAUAAUUGAAAAGAGCAAGGAAGGUGGGGCGGAUGUCAUUCAGAGUUACGUGUUUUGGAAUGGGCAUGAACCAACGAAGGGACAGUAUAACUUUGAUGGCAGAUAUGACCUCGUUAAAUUUAUAAGACUGAUAGGAUCCAGUGGCCUCUACCUUCAUUUACGCAUUGGACCUUACGUGUGUGCAGAGUGGAAUUUUGGGGGUUUUCCUUUGUGGUUGCGCGAUGUACCUGGAAUUGAAUUUCGAACAGACAAUGCUCCUUUCAAGGAGGAGAUGCAGCGAUUCGUCAAAAAGAUCGUAGAUCUUUUGCGCGAUGAAAAGCUAUUUUGUUGGCAAGGUGGUCCUGUCAUCAUGUUGCAGGUUGAAAAUGAAUAUGGAAAUAUUGAAAGCUCAUAUGGAAAAAGAGGACAGGAGUAUAUUAAAUGGGUUGCCAACAUGGCUUUAGGCCUUGGUGCUGAGGUUCCAUGGGUUAUGUGCCAGCAGAAGGAUGCUCCAUCGACCAUUAUAAAUUCAUGCAAUGGUUACUAUUGUGAUGGAUUUAAACCAAAUUCUCCAAGCAAACCCAUAUUCUGGACGGAAAAUUGGGAUGGAUGGUUUACAUCAUGGGGUGAGAGAACACCCCAUAGGCCAGUUGAAGAUCUUGCAUUCUCCGUUGCCCGCUUCUUCCAACGCGAAGGGAGCUUUCAGAAUUAUUAUAUGUACUUUGGUGGAACAAAUUUUGGCCGUACUGCUGGAGGCCCAUUUUAUAUUACUAGCUAUGAUUAUGACUCUCCAAUUGAUGAGUAUGGUUUGCUAAGGGAGCCCAAAUGGGGGCACUUGAAGGAUCUACAUACUGCAUUGAAGCUCUGUGAACCUGCUUUGGUGUCUGCUGACUCACCCCAGUAUAUUAAGCUGGGACCCAAGCAGGAGGCACAUGUUUACCAUAUGAAUUCUCAAACUGAUGACCCAAAACUUUCGGAGCUUAGAAGUCUAAGAAACUGUUCUGCAUUUCUUGCAAACAUUGACGAACAUAAAGCAGUUUCUGUAAAAUUUAAUGGGCAAACUUAUAAGUUACCACCAUGGUCCGUUAGUAUUUUACCAGACUGCCAGAACGUAGUGUUCAACACUGCAAAGGUUGCAGCACAGACUUCCAUCAACGUAUUGGAGUUUUAUGCGCCCCUUUCUGCUAACAUGUCUUUGAAGUUACAUGCUAUGGAUCAGAAUGAACUUUCGAUAAUUGCAAAUUCUUGGAUGACGGUAGAAGAACCAAUCGGCAUCUGGAGUGACACAAGUUUUACUGCCAAGGGUAUGCUGGAGCAAUUAAAUGUUACAAAGGAUCGUUCUGAUUACCUUUGGUAUUUGACCAGGAUACAUGUUUCCAAUGAUGAUAUCACAUUUUGGAAAGAAAGUAACGUAAGCCCAACAGUUACGAUCGAUAGCGUUCGUGAUGUAUUUCGUAUAUUCAUUAAUGGGAAGAUUGCAGGCAGUGCAAUUGGUCAGUGGGUGAAGGUUGUCCAGCCUGUUCAGUUUCUUGAAGGAUACAAUGAUUUGCUGUUGCUAUCUGAGACAGUUGGUUUACAGAAUUCUGGUGCCUUCAUUGAGAAAGAUGGGGCUGGUAUCAGAGGUCGUAUAAAGCUCACUGGAUUCAAAAAUGGAGAUAUCGAUCUCUCAGAGUCUUUAUGGACUUAUCAGGUUGGGCUCAAGGGUGAAUUCUUGAAUUUCUAUUCGUUAGAAGAAAAUGAGAAGGCCGAUUGGACCGAAUUGUCAGUUGAUGCCAUUCCAUCAACAUUCACCUGGUACAAGGGAACCUUCACUCAAGGUUACAAGAAGUAUCUCACUUAGGAUUCAGAUGAUGAAUCAGAUGUCAGCUUGAGUAGCGAAGAUUCUAACCAAGAAGAAGCACUAUCUGAAGAGGAAUUCACACCUGGUCAAUUGGGGGAAGCAUGCACUUUUCUUACAAAAUCAUCAACCUCUUGUAAAUGAUUUACAAAUAUCUCCCUCCAAAAUCCCUUCUAAAUUUUCAUCUUUAGUGGCAGCAUGUGGUUUUCCAGAACAGGAAAUAGCAUCUCCUAGUGAGGUGUCUUGUAAAUAAAGACCGUUUCUUCGGUUGCUAGGGCCUCAUUGAAGCAUCCAAAUUGAUAGCAUUGAGACAUUUCUUACAAAACCAACUUCUAGAAUUAGUAUUGAUCUACAAUUCAUUAAUUCAAUUGGAACUCCAAUGCAAUUUGUAGGAUCUCCUUGGAAGCUUGGUAAAUCAGGAGGUUUCUCACAUUUGUUGGGUGAUAUUCGUUUAUGAGGUUACUAUUUACAGAGAAAAACGUUUCCUUUGGCCGGAAAAUCACAUCUUUUUCUCCUUAAUGGUUGAAACCAUGGUGCAUUGGGGGAGACCACAUCAUUACCAAAAAAUGGGUUGAAAGUUGUGAGAUAAGCGGCCAGAGAAUUGAAUUUAUUCAAUUGGUUUAGGGGGUGUUUAAAAAAAAGAAAGAACAUUUUUCUACAUGGUGUAGCAUAAUGAUGAGCAUUCUUGGUCUUGUUCCCCUUAUUUGGCCCUCGUAUGGACAAUUCGAUUUGAAUUCGCAAAGUUAGUGGAUGAGUAUCUCUAAGUUUUGGAGUCAAUUUGUGUCACUUGCGAUUUUUAGACUUCAGAUUGGAAGGAGAGUAUUAAGCGUUUCUCCCGAAACAAGACACUUAUUCAUAUUGCCCUAGGAUUGCUCGAAUCAAAGUCUUAUCAAGUGCUUCUAUAGCUAAGCACUUUGAUUAUUAUUCACCUUGAGAUUUCUGUUCAACUAAAUUGUUUUUACUUCUUCAGAGCUUUAGUCUCUGUCUUGUAUUAUG